This is a messenger RNA of Halteromyces radiatus, 408 nucleotides long. RefSeq lists its product as uncharacterized. The record is from RefSeq and is a predicted model, not a curated record. NCBI's taxonomy places the organism in Eukaryota, Fungi, Mucoromycota, Mucoromycetes, Mucorales, Cunninghamellaceae. The coding region runs from base 1 to 408 and encodes 135 amino acids. The transcript has a single exon.
AUGGCCGAAUAUUAUCCUUCAUUUCAUUUACCUCGUUUCUCUGGAUCUACUUUGGAACCUACCGUCGCCCCUGUGGUAGUGAUGCCACCCAUGUUGAAGCAUCGAUCUCCCCCUUCUUUAUCAUCCAUGGGUUCAUACAGUUCAAAUACAGCCGAUGACGAUGAUGAUGAUGAUGACGAUGAUAGUGAUGAUGAACCUUCUUGUCGUUCAUUGAAUCGACCGAAUCGACCGACAUUUAUCCAUAUUCCUGCUUCUUGUAAACAAUUCACUAUGCCUACACCACUUCCUGAUGAUCAUCCUCAAUAUCAAGCUCCUCAAUUCAAAUGGGAUGAAACUACUCAAACCGUAUAUAAACCUCCUCUUCAUCGUUAUCCUGAUCCUUCUCGUCCUAUCUUUUGGUCCAAUUAA